Molecule: messenger RNA, 1620 nt
Organism: Lottia gigantea (owl limpet)
Lineage: Eukaryota; Metazoa; Mollusca; Gastropoda; Lottiidae
Exons: 3
Coding region: 1-1620 (539 amino acids)
Biological process (GO): protein homooligomerization; potassium ion transmembrane transport
Cellular component (GO): voltage-gated potassium channel complex; membrane
Molecular function (GO): delayed rectifier potassium channel activity; protein binding
Source: RefSeq, a predicted model, not a curated record
AUGAGCGAUAUAGUUCGUGUAUCGAAAAAUUUCAAAAAUAAUCUGCUGGUUCAAGAUGAAGCGGGGAAUACUCCAAGACGAGAGGGAAGAAAGCUAGCUGGUGGAAGUGCUCGCUUAUUGCUCAAUGUUGGAGGAGUCAGACACGAAACGCACGUGUCAACUUUACGUAAUGCUCCACACACACGUUUGGCUAGAUUAGCUGAAGCUCAUUUAGAAUCAGGAUGUAAGACUGAGGAAUAUUUCUUUGAUCGUCAUCCAGCAGUGUUCAAUUCCAUCAUAGAUUACUAUCGAACAGGGGAACUUCAUGUGCCAUUAGAAGUUUGUGGUGCUGUAGUGAAAAGAGAGUUAGAUUUCUGGCAGAUUAACCAAUUUCAGAUAAAAGCGUGUUGUUGGCGACAUUACAGAUCUUAUAUAGACAAUCAGCGAAUAUUGGAGUCCUUCAAUAACAGUUUAUUAAAGGAGAAUGUUAUCGUUAAUCUCACUGGAUUAGACGGCUGGCAGAAAUGGCGGACGAAGAUCUGGUUAAUUUUAGAACAUCCUCGAACAUCAACAGCUGCCAUGGUAUAUGGUAUAACUUCCUUCCUAUUUGUCAUGUUAUCUAUAGCUGGGUUUUGUUUAGAAACUUUACCAACAGAUGAUAAUAUCACAUCGUCCUCUUCUUGUGAAGGGAAUAAUGAAGCUAUGGGCACUAACACAAUGAGCGCUGAUAAUGCUUUGGAUAUCCUUGAUAUUAUUUGUUCAAUAUUUUUUACUUUAGAACUUAUAUUUCGUUUCAUAUUUUCGCCAAAUCGUCUUAAAUUUGUUCGUUCAAUGAUGAACAUCAUAGACUUGCUGGCUUUAGUGCCGCUGUAUGUAGAGGUUUUCUUUACUCAAGCUAAGUUAGGGGGAUGUUACUUGAAUGAAAGAUUUGUGAUUGAGAUUAUGUUUAUUUUGCGAAUCAUUAGAAUGUUUCGUAUCUUCCACCUAGUGAAACAUUACCAAGCAUUAAAAGUAUUAGUUUAUGCUAUCAAGGCCAGUAUUCAGGAAUUAUUGAUGUUGUUUAUAUUCUUAAUGAUUGGUAUGCUUGUUUUUGCCACAAUGAUUUACUAUGCAGAGCGUACAGAUGCCGUUACUCCCGGUGAAAAGUUUAAUACUAUACCUAUGGGAUUUUGGUGGGCAAUUAUUACAAUGACUACGGUAGGAUAUGGUGAUGUGUAUCCUACUAAACCUGUCGGAUACAUCGUAGGAACUGCUUGUGCCGUUAGCGGUGUCCUCCUAGUUGCUUUGACUAUUCCAGUCAUUUCAAACAAUUUUUCAUUAUUUUAUACUCACGUUCGAUCUAGAUCAGGCGUACCUAUUGGCUCAAACGCGGCUUCAAAUGGCGUUGAUACCGGGAGACUAUUAUUAGAAGAGAGACGAGCUUCUAAUGCGUCUACAAUUCCAGAAACCUUAAUGAAUGGCAAAACAUGUGAUAAUGGGACAAAACACCACGUGUAUGUUCCUAUAGCAAGAUUCUCAGAAUCCAAUUCCAUGACUGACAUAGUGUUACAAAGGACCAACUCUGAUUAUCAGUUUAAACGUGGUCGCUCUGGAAAAGCUUACUCUGAUGAUGGUGUUCGUUAUCAGGGCGAUGUCAUAUGA